Molecule: messenger RNA, 2659 nt
Organism: Nerophis ophidion (straightnose pipefish)
Lineage: Eukaryota; Metazoa; Chordata; Actinopteri; Syngnathiformes; Syngnathidae
Product: actin filament-associated protein 1-like 1
Exons: 19
Coding region: 215-2515 (766 amino acids)
Cellular component (GO): cytosol
Molecular function (GO): SH3 domain binding
Source: RefSeq, a predicted model, not a curated record
GGUAACUUCCGGCGCUAGGACCCAGCGGUCUCUGGCGGCGCCUGCCCUCCAUCCGGCGGUCACUGUGCUUCCCUGUGGCCGAAGAGAGGCUCCCUCAGUCCGGCCACUCUCUCGCCAGACAGUCCACGCCGACGGAGCGUCACUUUUUGAAUGAAACAGGAGCAAGUGAAGCAAAGUGGAGGGAAAGGACGAACCAAACGGACAUUUUGAUAAUAUGGACGCCGAACGCCAAAGCGACGUGGUGGAGCGUCUGGUCAACGAGCUCGGUGGUCUGCUGAAGAUGUUGGACCAUGAGAGCGUCAGCCCCGCCACCGCAGACAAGAUGGCGUCCGUACGCAACAUCCUGGACGCGCUGUCAGUCAGCGGAUCCGAUGUCUACAUGAACAGCUGUCUCUAUGGCAACGGCACCAGCUUCGUCGAGUCUCUGUUUGACCACUUUGCAGACUGUGAUCUGCAGGCGCUCAGCACCUCUCCUGUCCAGCAGAGGGAGCCCACCGAGGAAGAGGAGGAGACACCCCCGAACAAAUCGAUGCCCACUGACACGCCCCCUCCACUGCCUGCCACGCCCCUCCCUGAGGACUACUACGAAGAGGCGGUUCCGCUUCACUCAAGCUCCGCCCCCCAGUACUUCACCACCAACAUGGACCCAGCUUCCAGGAACUCCGAGGAAGACGCCUACUACGAAGAUGCUGACAACAACUACCCCACCACCAGGAUCAACGGGCCUCCCAAAAACUCCUAUAACGACUCCGACGCUCUGAGCAGCUCCUACGAGUCCUACGAGGAGGAGGAAGAGGAAGCUAAAGGGCAGGGUCCUCCUCAAAGAUGGGCCGCAGAAGGUAGUCCGGACGGCCCGGUCCAGGACUGCAGGAUUUGCGCUUUCCUGAUGCGGAAGAAGCGCUUCGGCCAGUGGUCCAAACAGUUCGUGGUGGUCCGAGACAGCAAACUACAGUGCUACAAAAGCAUCAAGGAGAGCACCCCCCACACAGAGCUCCCUCUCAACCUGUGCAACGUUAUUUACGUCUACAAGGAGGGUCGCAAGAAGAGACACGAGCUGCGCUUCUCUCUGCCGGGCGGAGAGGUUCUGGUUCUGGCUGUGCAGAGCAAGGAACAAGCUCAGAGAUGGCUCAAAGUCGUGCAAGACGUCGGCAGCCAUUGUGGCAACAUGGACGGCCUGAGCGGAUCCACCUCUCCCGUAGUUCACAGGAAGGCGGAGCUGGACAAGGCUGACAAGCACAUGUCAGACUCGGACAGCGGACCGACAACAGACGGUCAACAAGCCCCACCUGGACCUGGAUCGGGACCCGGACCUGGACCUGGACUUGGACAAGGACGGGAUGCUACCGACACACUCAGCAAAGGAAAACGCGGUGCAUUCUCGGAGCUGACGGGAUCGAUGAGCCGAGCGGCCGGGAAGAAGAUCAACCAAAUCAUCACCUUCUCCAAACGCAAGACGCCCUCCGGUCACCAUGACGACCCUCGUUGCGGCUAUCUGAGCGUGUGCGUGGGCGGAGUCUGGAAGGAUCGCUGGUGCGCGGUGCGAGCGGGGAGCCUGCACCUGCUGAGGGACCCGGGGGACCAGCGGCCUCCCGUCAUGGUGGUCCCCCUGAGGGGGGCCGAGGUGGUCCCGGGGGACUGUGGCCCCAAGCAUCCCUUUUCCUUCCGCAUCCUUCAGGGAGGCGUGGAGCUGGCGUCCUUGGAGGCCGGCUGCUCGGAGACGCUGGGACGCUGGCUGGGGGUCCUGUUCGCCGAGACGGGCAGCGCCACGCUACCCGAGGAGCUUCACUACGACUACAUCGACGUGGACACGUUGACGGACAUACGCCACGCCGCCAGACACUCCUUCCUGUGGGCCACCUCCGCCGCCGCCGCCGCCGUGGACCCCGCCACGUAUGACGACGUUUACGAGAGUGUGGAGGACGACGAGGACGAGGGCAGGGCCAAGGGCGGCCCGGUGAGACGCCACGCCUCCUUCUCCAGCAGGGACUCCGAGAAGACGGAGCAGCAGGCCGCCAUCAAAAGACACGCCUCCAACGUCAACCAGUACGGACGCUACGGGAAACUGCGAGCGGAGGAGGACGCCAGACGCUACCUGACGCAGCGGGAGGAGCUGGAGGGGCAGAAGGAGCGGCUCAGGAGCGCCCUCGUCUCCCUGCGCAGGGAGAAGAAGGACUUGAAGACCGGCGGCGGGACAGAUGGCGGCGUGGAGCGGCGGCUGGCCCAGCUGGAAGUGCUGUGCAAGCAGAAGGAGGAGGAGAGGGUGGAGCUGGAACUCCGACUGACCGAAGUCAAAGACAACCUCAGCAAGUCACUGGCCAGGGGACAGCUGGCUCCGCCCACAAACGCCACCGUCACCUCCAAGAAGCAGGACAAGAAAGUGGACAAAGUUUACAACGACAUCAUUCCCGUCAACUCCGCGUCCGAACUCCGCAAACGACCGCCAUCGCUCUACGCCUCCUCCAAAGUCAAUGUCAUGCAGAAGGCGAAGGAAUGGGAGUCCAAGACCAGCACGUAGACGCUGUGACGUUGACGGGAGACAAAGAGGAAGAGGAGACACUUUGUGUGGUGGACCACGUGGGCGGAGUCACGCAUAGAGGCCCCUCCCCCCUCAGCUCAUCUACAUAUCGUAAGGACGUCAACGUGACUGGCACUGACUGAC